GUAGGCUUUAGCAGCUUCCCUUUACCGCAGUACCGUAGUACCGGGCGGCCAAAGGUAACAUCUUUAAUCGCAAACCACAAAAACUCUCCACCUUUUCCUCUUCUUUUCCAUCACAAUCUUUUUUUUCCUUUCCUCCCAAAGAACCAAUUCUUCCUUCUUCCUCCAGGUUCAAGAGGCAUAUCGUCUCCCUGUUGGUAAUUUUCCCAUCCUCCAAUCUUUGCAGGAGUUGAAUUUGGCCUAGAUUUUGUCUUACAUCUGAACCCCUCACAGCUACCCUCAGGACCGCGGUUGUCAACAUGUUGGCCACUCGACAGGUCCUGGGCAACGUUGCCCGAUCGCGGGUCGUGUCCAACAUGACCCUGCGAAGGUGCAUGGCCUCCGUAGCCGACCCGGCCUUGGACAAGAAGGUCAGGCAAAACAACUGGGAAGAAGGCAACUUUAUCAACUACAAGAAGAUGGCCGAGAACCUGGCUAUCGUUCGCAGCCGCUUGAACCGCCCUUUGACGUACGGCGAGAAGGUUUUAUACUCCCAUCUUGACGACCCGGAAGGACAGGACCUCGAGCGAGGAGUGUCAUACCUCAAAUUGCGGCCCGAUCGAGUCGCAUGCCAGGAUGCCACUGCUCAGAUGGCUAUCCUCCAGUUUAUGUCUGCCGGCAUGCCUUCGGUAGCAAAUCCUACAACCGUACACUGUGAUCACCUGAUCGAGGCCCAAGUUGGUGGAGAGAAGGAUCUUGAGCGAGCUGUCAACAUCAACAAGGAAGUAUACGAUUUCCUUUCCUCGGCAUGUGCCAAGUACAACAUCGGCUUCUGGAGACCCGGCUCCGGUAUCAUCCACCAAAUCAUCCUCGAGAAUUACGCCUUCCCUGGUGGUCUCCUGAUCGGCACUGAUUCUCACACGCCUAAUGCUGGUGGUCUUGGCAUGGCUGCCAUUGGUGUUGGUGGUGCCGAUGCUGUUGACGUUAUGGCAAACCUACCUUGGGAACUGAAGGCACCAAAAUAUAUUGGGAUUAAGCUAACUGGCGAGCUGAAGGGCUGGACUAGCCCCAAAGAUAUCAUUCUCAAAGUAGCAGGACUCCUUACGGUUAAAGGCGGAACUGGCUUCAUAGUGGAAUAUCACGGCCCUGGUCUUAAUACUGUCUCUGCAACAGGACUCGGGAGCGCUGCAAAUAUGGGCGCUGAAAUUGGUGCCACUACCUCCGUUUUCCCGUUUACCGACCGCAUGUACGACUAUCUAAAGGCUACUAAGCGAACUGAAAUUGGUGACUUCGCUCGCGCUUAUGCUAAGGAACUACGUGAGGACGAGGGUGCUGAAUAUGACCAAUUCAUCGAAAUCAACCUCUCCGAACUCGAACCGCAUAUCAAUGGCCCCUUUACACCUGAUCUAGCAACCCCCAUUUCUAAGUUUUCCGAGGCUGUGAAGGCCAAUGGCUGGCCUGAGGAGCUUAAAGCUGGCCUCAUUGGAUCUUGCACAAACUCUUCCUACGAGGACAUGUCUCGAGCUGCUUCUAUUGCCCGGGAUGCUCUUAACCAUGGUCUGAAGGCUAAGUCUGCCUUCUUUGUUACCCCUGGUUCUGAACAGAUCCGUGCCACCAUUGCCCGUGAUGGCCAACUUCAGACGUUCGAGGAAUUUGGCGGCAUGGUGUUGGCCAACGCCUGUGGUCCUUGUAUUGGUCAAUGGGAUCGACGGGACGUCAAGAAGGGCGAGGCUAAUUCGAUCCUGUCCUCCUACAACCGUAACUUUACCGGCCGAAACGACGGCAACCCCGCAACCCAUUCCUUCGUUACUUCUCCCGAUCUAGUUGUUGCCUUGACAAUCGCUGGCAACUUACAUUUCAACCCCCUUACUGACAAGUUGAAGGACAAGGAUGGUAAUGAGUUCCUGCUGGCUCCUCCCACCGGCGACGGUCUCCCCGCAAACGGAUACGACCCUGGAAACAACACCUACCAAGCCCCCCCUGCUGACCGCUCCUCGGUCAAUGUUCAAGUUUCUCCUUCUUCCGACCGUCUCCAGGUUCUACAACCCUUCAAGCCUUGGGAUGGCAAAGAUGCUCUGGGCAUGCCCAUCCUGAUCAAGGCGAAGGGAAAGACUACCACUGACCACAUCUCCAUGGCUGGCCCCUGGCUCAAGUACCGUGGACAUCUUGACAACAUCUCCAACAACAUGUUGAUUGGUGCUAUCAACGAGGCCAACGAUGAGGCGAACAAGAUUAAGAACGUGACUACGGGAGAAUGGGAUGCUGUCCCGGCUGUGGCCCGCGACUACAAGGCCAAGGGAAUCAAGUGGGUUGUUAUUGGUGACUGGAACUAUGGAGAGGGAAGCUCCCGAGAGCACGCGGCUCUUGAGCCUCGCCACCUUGGUGGUCUCGCCAUCGUCACCCGAAGUUUUGCCCGUAUUCACGAGACCAACUUGAAGAAGCAGGGUAUGCUUCCUCUCACAUUCGCGGAUCCUGCCGACUACGACAAGAUCAAGCCUGAUGAUAAGGUUGAUAUUCUCUGCACUGAGCUAGCUGUUGGAAAGCCCGUGACGAUGCGAGUACAUCCUAAGGACGGUAACCCCUUUGAUGUGAAGCUUUCCCACACUUUUAAUGAGGCGCAGAUCGAAUGGUUUAAGAAUGGAAGCGCGCUGAACACGAUGGCUAAGAAUGCGAAAUGAAAGCUCUAAGGGAUGAUGCGGAAAAUCAAAUCAAUAAUAUAGGAGAGAUGCAUGCGGGCGCAUUGUGGGGAGGCAUGCUAAAAUUACAGCACUCGGGGUGUAUAGGAACUUGGGUUGGUUUUACGGAUGUCAUGUUUUAUGGGACAAUUAUAUUUCUACCCCGUCAUGAUGUUUCUCCAGCCGGUUCUAGAAUUUUUUAUAGUUUGUACAAAACGAACUUUUAUGAAAGAAUUUCAAGUCAUUAUAUCGUCCCAAUUUUCUUUUAUAAAGUUCUAAGAUACUACGUAAGUUCCCAGUGUCAUUGUAUAUGAUCUUAUAUUCUGC
This is a messenger RNA of Daldinia vernicosa, 2978 nucleotides long. RefSeq names its product aconitate hydratase. Gene Ontology annotation, cellular component: mitochondrion; cytosol. Lineage: Eukaryota; Fungi; Ascomycota; Sordariomycetes; Xylariales; Hypoxylaceae. The record is from RefSeq and is a predicted model, not a curated record. Bases 297 to 2654 code for a protein of 785 amino acids. Gene Ontology annotation, biological process: tricarboxylic acid cycle. The transcript is spliced from 6 exons. Gene Ontology annotation, molecular function: 4 iron, 4 sulfur cluster binding; aconitate hydratase activity.